AUGUUUACAAAUACCGCCACAGAAGAAUCCAAUCUAUUAUUAUUAAAUAUGAAUACAAGAACAAAUAUGAAUACCAAAUCAGCAGCCGCCACAUUAAAGAAAAGUUUGAAAAAACAUCAACAAGUCGUAGGUGAACUUGUCCUUGACAACUUUGUCAAACAAGAAUCUCCUGCUCUUGCUGAAUUAGCUCUAUGCAAUGCCAACAUUUCUCCAAAUUCAGCCUACCAAGAAAUUGAUAGUGCUAUUGUAGAUGCUUUUUUCUCUUCAAGCACAGAAAAUACUCCAAUGUUCGCUUUCGAAGCUUUGGAAUCUAAUCCAAAAAAUUGGACUCCUUUAUUUGAUAACGACAUUGCUGUUACCGCCGAAGAUGUUAAUUCCGCAAGUACCGCUAUUGAAUCAAUUGCUGAUUCUCAGGAAUCUCUAAUCAAUAACGUCGCUGCAAUUGUUAUGCCAACUGCAACAACUGCGUUUUUACCAACUCCAGCUAUUGAAGAUUCAAAAAUCAGCACUAGUUUGAACAAGGUCUCAAAGCCAACCUCAACUAGCUUAAAUUCAAAAGUCGAUCAUUUAGGAAUCGUCAGUUAUAACCGUAAGCAACGUGCUGCGCCAUUAACUCCAAUCAUUCCUGAAUCUGAUGACCCAGUUUCUGUUAAGCGUGCAAGAAAUACCGAGGCCGCAAGACGUUCCCGUGCCAGAAAAGUUGAAAGAAUGAAUCAACUUGAAGACAAGGUUGAACAAUUAUUGUUGAGAAAUGCUGAAUUAGAAGAAGAAGUUAAAAGACUAAAUGGCUUACUAAGUCAGAAGUGA
Molecule: messenger RNA, 807 nt
Organism: Tetrapisispora phaffii CBS 4417
Lineage: Eukaryota; Fungi; Ascomycota; Saccharomycetes; Saccharomycetales; Saccharomycetaceae
Gene: GCN4
Product: amino acid starvation-responsive transcription factor GCN4
Exons: 1
Coding region: 1-807 (268 amino acids)
Biological process (GO): positive regulation of cellular response to amino acid starvation
Cellular component (GO): transcription regulator complex
Molecular function (GO): DNA-binding transcription factor activity, RNA polymerase II-specific; RNA polymerase II cis-regulatory region sequence-specific DNA binding
Source: RefSeq, a predicted model, not a curated record